AUGAUGGGUUUUUUCAAAUCACAUAAUUCAAAGAAAAGUAUACAAUCAAUAAAUUCAGAUGAUUUAACAAAUCUUGAUCCACCACAAUUAAAUCAUUUACCAAUUUUAAAACCAAGAAAUAGUCAUGAUUCAUUUAUAUCUCAAGUUAAUCAAAUGAAUUUAAUAACUGAAACAAAUGGUGAAACUUUCCAAUCAAAUACAAAAAGACCUCAACAACCAAGUGACGAUUUCACAGUUAAUAAUAUAACUUUGGUUAGUAAUGGAUUAAAAGGUGAACAAGAACGUAAUUUAAUUUUAGAACAACAAGUUAAAAUGUUAUCACAUCAAGCUGCAAUGGCAUUAGAUAAAUUAUCUGAAUCAAAUAAAGAAAAUGAAAUAUUACAAAAAGAGUUGAAAGAAUUGAAAACAAAGCAAAACAAAUUUUCAAUAAUUAGAAGAAAAUCUUCAACUUUAUCAAAUAGUACUAAUAGUACUAUGGGGAAUUCUGUAUUUAGUCAUUCAGCUAAAACAUUUGGUGGUUCAAGAUCUAAGAAUAGUUCUAUUUCUUCAAUACAAACUAAUAUUGAUCAAUUAAAACAUUCAAAUGAUGAAUUUUUGGAUCAAAUUAAUCAUAAUCAUGAAAAAGAAUUAAAUAUUUUACAAUUGGAAAUUAUAAAUUUAAAGAAUGAAUUGAUUAAUAAAGAUUCUGAUAUUGAAGAAUUAAAACAAGAACAAUUAAAUUUACAAGAAAUCAUUCAAUCAUUAAAAAAGGAGAAUAAAUCUAUAUUAUCAAAAUUAAAAUUCCAAAAACAAAAAAGUUGUGUUGAAUUAGAAUAUUAUCAAAAUCAAUUAACAAUUUUAAAUAAUCAUAUAUCAUCAAAGAAAUCACGUACAUUGGAAUUAUCUCAUAAAUUACAACUUUAUAACCAAACAAAGUUAGGAAUUGAUAAUACAAAGAUGAUCUUGAGCUUAUAA
Messenger RNA from Hansenula ciferrii, 954 nucleotides. Its product is annotated as Autophagy-related protein. The record is from RefSeq and is a predicted model, not a curated record. NCBI's taxonomy places the organism in Eukaryota, Fungi, Ascomycota, Saccharomycetes, Phaffomycetales, Wickerhamomycetaceae. The coding region runs from base 1 to 954 and encodes 317 amino acids. The transcript has a single exon.